AUGGCGGCGUCUUGGUUUGCUCUCCGCAGCAGCCGUCAGCUCGUGCUGCGGUCGCGUGUCCGAGCUGGUCCCUCUCCAGUUUCACUGCGAUCGGCUUCAAUUUCUCCAUUGAACAUUCGCCGUGGCCUUCACACCCAGCAGAAGCAGCCCGUUCGCGGUGUCUAUACUAGCUCCGUGGCCGCCCACGGUGACCCACACCCACAAGAUGUCUUCCAACCCCUCGAUACCUUCCCCCGUCGCCACAUUGGUCCCUCACCGGACGCCGCAGCCGAGAUGCUGGCUGUCCUGGACCCCCCGGCCCAGAGCUUGGAUCAAUUCGUCAAGCAGGUGCUCCCCGAGGACAUCCUGUCGAAGAAGGACCUGAAGAUCAGUGAGCCGCACGCCGAUAUCAAGCUACACCGCUCCAGUGUGCAGGGUGGUCUGGGUGAGACCGAUAUGUUGAAGCUGUUGGAUACCUACCGCAAGCAGAUUGAUGUCUCUGGCAAGACCUACAUUGGUACUGGAUACUACCCGACCAUCGUUCCCCCCGUUAUUCAACGCAAUGUCCUCGAGAACCCCGCCUGGUACACCAGCUACACUCCCUACCAGCCCGAGAUUAGCCAGGGUCGUCUGGAGUCUCUUCUCAACUUCCAGACUCUCACCACCGAGCUCACUGGCCUUCCCUUCGCCAAUGCUUCCGUUCUGGAUGAGGCCACCGCCGCCGCCGAGGCCAUGACUAUGUCUUUCGCUACCAUGCCCGCCUCCAAGCAGAAGAAGGCCAACAAGUCCUAUGUCGUGUCCCACCUUUGCCACCCCCAGACCAUUGCCGUGAUGGAGUCUCGUGCGGAAGGAUUCGGAAUCAACCUGGUUAUUGGAGAUAUUCUCGCUGAUGACUUCAAGCUCAUCAAGGACCAGGGUGACCACCUCAUUGGUGUCCUUGCCCAGUACCCCGAUACCGAGGGUGGUGUCAAUGACUUCCAGGCUCUUAGCGAUUCCAUCCACGGACAGGGUGGUACUUUCAGUGUUGCUACCGAUCUCCUGGCUUUGACCGUUCUCAAGGCCCCCGGUGAGUUCGGUGCUGAUAUUGCCUUUGGUAGCGCCCAGCGAUUGGGUGUCCCCAUGGGCUUCGGUGGUCCAAGCGCCGCCUUCUUCGCCUGUGCCGACAAGUACAAGCGUAAGGUGCCCGGUCGUGUCGUCGGUGUGUCCAAGGACCGCCUUGGCAACCGUGCUCUGCGUCUGGCCCUGCAGACUCGUGAGCAGCACAUUCGUCGCGAGAAGGCUACUAGCAACAUUUGCACUGCUCAGGCUUUGCUUGCUAACAUGACUGCCAUGUACGUCAUCUACCACGGACCUGUUGGUCUCAAGUCCAUUGCCCAGCGCAUCAUGUCCAUGACCUCUCUGCUGCGCCAGAAGCUGGUCUCUCUUGGAUACAGUGUCCCGGUUCGCUCCAACGUCGAGGGUGAGGCCAUCUUCGAUACCUUGGCCAUUGAGCUUGAGAGCGCUGCUGAGGCCGAUGCCGUUGUUGCCGCUGCCCGCGACGCCUCCCUUUUCUUGCGCCGCCUUGGUGGUAACAAGGUCGGUCUCUCUCUUGACGAGACUGUCGGUCGUGAGGAGAUCAAGGAUAUCCUCAAGGUCUUUGCUGAUCUGAAGUCUGCCGCUCCUGCUGAGAUUGAUGGUCCCCUUUCUAUCGCCCCUGUUCCCGCUGCUCUGGAACGUACCUCGGAAUACCUGACCCACCCGGUCUUCAACACCCACCACUCCGAGACUGAGAUGCUGCGUUACAUCCACCACCUCGAGUCCAAGGAUCUUUCUCUGGCUCACUCCAUGAUUCCCCUGGGAUCGUGCACCAUGAAGCUCAACGCUACCACCGAAAUGAUUCCUAUUUCCUGGCCCGAGUUCUCCAACAUCCACCCCUUCAUGCCUGCUGACAAGGCCAAGGGCUACAUCCAGAUGAUCGAUGAUCUGGAGGCUCAGCUCGCCGAUAUCACCGGUAUGGCUGAGGUCACUGUGCAGCCCAACUCUGGUGCACAGGGUGAAUUUGCUGGUCUGCGUGUGAUCAAGAAGUACCAGGAGGCGCAGGGUGAUUCCAAGCGCAACAUUUGCCUGAUCCCAGUUUCUGCUCACGGUACUAACCCUGCCAGUGCGGCUAUGGCUGGUAUGCGGGUUGUCACCAUCAAGUGUGACACUAAGACCGGUAACCUGGAUCUGGAUGAUCUCAAAGCCAAGUGUGAGAAGCACAAGGAUGAGCUCGCUGCCUUCAUGAUCACCUACCCUAGCACCUUCGGUGUGUUCGAGCCUGGUGCCAAGGAGGCCUGUCGCCUGGUCCACGAGAACGGUGGUCAGGUCUACAUGGACGGAGCCAACAUGAACGCCCAGAUCGGUCUCUGCUCUCCCGGUGAGAUCGGUGCUGAUGUCUGCCAUCUGAACCUCCACAAGACCUUCUGUAUCCCCCACGGUGGUGGUGGUCCCGGUGUCGGACCCAUCGGUGUCGCUGCUCACCUUGCACCCUACCUUCCCUCGCACCCUGCCAGCGAGCACCUCCAGGCUAAGCGCGGUAAGAACGGCUCUGCCCCCAUCAGUGCCGCCCCCUGGGGUAGCGCCAGCAUUCUCCCCAUCACAUUCAACUACAUCAACAUGAUGGGCGACCGCGGCCUCACCCACGCCACCAAGAUCACCAUCCUCAACGCCAACUACAUCAUGUCCCAGCUGAAGCCCCACUACCCCAUCCUGUACACCAACGAGCACGGCCGCUGCGCCCACGAGUUCAUCCUCGAUGUGCGCGGCUUCAAGGAGACCUGCGGUAUCGAAGCCAUCGAUAUCGCCAAGCGUCUCCAGGACUACGGCUUCCACGCCCCCACCAUGUCCUGGCCCGUCGCCAACACUCUGAUGAUCGAGCCCACCGAGUCCGAGAACAAGGCCGAACUUGACCGCUUCAUCGACGCCCUGAUCUCCAUCCGUGCCGAGAUCGCCGAGAUUGAAAGCGGCAAGCAGCCUCGCGAGGGCAACGUCCUGAAGAACUCGCCCCACACCCAGCGGGAUCUGCUCACAUCCGAGUGGAACCGUCCCUACACCCGUGAGCAGGCCGCCUACCCUCAACCCUGGCUGUUGGAGAAGAAGUUCUGGCCCACUGUGACUCGUGUUGAUGAUGCUUUUGGUGACCAGAAUCUGUUCUGCACUUGCGGCCCCGUCGACGAGACCGAAUAG
Penicillium odoratum is the source of this 3183-nucleotide messenger RNA. Its product is annotated as glycine decarboxylase subunit P. The record is from RefSeq and is a predicted model, not a curated record. The coding region runs from base 1 to 3183 and encodes 1060 amino acids. Gene Ontology annotation, cellular component: mitochondrion; glycine cleavage complex. Gene Ontology annotation, molecular function: glycine binding; pyridoxal phosphate binding; glycine dehydrogenase (decarboxylating) activity. Lineage: Eukaryota; Fungi; Ascomycota; Eurotiomycetes; Eurotiales; Aspergillaceae. Gene Ontology annotation, biological process: glycine decarboxylation via glycine cleavage system. The transcript is spliced from 2 exons.